Molecule: messenger RNA, 5177 nt
Organism: Diorhabda carinulata
Lineage: Eukaryota; Metazoa; Arthropoda; Insecta; Coleoptera; Chrysomelidae
Gene: bora
Product: protein aurora borealis
Exons: 5
Coding region: 252-1538 (428 amino acids)
Biological process (GO): regulation of mitotic nuclear division; activation of protein kinase activity; regulation of mitotic spindle organization
Cellular component (GO): nucleus; cytoplasm
Molecular function (GO): protein kinase binding
Source: RefSeq, a predicted model, not a curated record
AUUUUCGCGCAAAAAAUAUAAAAACGGUCAGAUUUGUUUUGAAAUAGUAGUGGGAUAGUGUCUCUAUGAUCAACGGUUCUAUUUGUUCGUUAAAACCAGUAAUUUCGUUUUUUUUUUUUCAUUGAAGUAUUCUAUUUUUGUGACUGUGAUAAACUAAUGUGUUAUUAGAUUUAAAUAAUAUAUCGAAAUAUAUUUCUACAAUAAAAUUUUUUAUAUCAAACUAUAUUAUAUACAUCGUAUUUUGUAUUGAUAUGGAAUUUAAGUGUGUAGAUGAUAAAAAUACAACUCCUCAAUCGAAAUCUUGUGUAUUUACAAGUAAUAAUAAUCACGAUAACCAUUUUAAAUUUUUACCUAAUUUUUCGACACCGCCUUCAAAAAUAUCCAAAAUCGUGAAUCCUUUCGAACGACGUUUAAUUAACAGACUUCACCUUCCCACCUUCAGCCCUUCUGUAUUUGGUACAGUAUCAACUCCCAAGUCAGAAGAAAAGUUUAAGUGGACAAUAGACGAUAUUUCAAGUUUGAAACCCGCCGAUAUAGAUGAAGCUACUAUAAGUCAACAUGUAUUUGAGGAAGAUCCUCUUGUGGAAUCUAUGGUACAACAAAAAAUUGAUGAAUUCUUCAGUGAGAAGGUGAUAGUUCCUAGUCCUAUGGUACAUGUCGCUAGAGUACCGUUAGUAGCAGAUAAUUCAGAAAACCUAUUUCAAUCCACUGAAACUAGAGAAGUUUGUGAAAGUUCUACCCAAACAGUACUUUCUCUACCUCCUGUUCUUCCUGUUCAUAUAGAAGAAAUCUUAAAACCAUACUUUCUACCAAUAGAAGAUCAGAGAAAUGUUGAUAACAUCACUGAUAUGAAGAAUACAUCUCUCUUUAAACACCUCUUUGAUUUUGAAAAAGACGCUCUCAGUUCUAGUGAACAUGAGUCUCUACAUUCAAUUUCUCCUAUAUCUGGGAAAGGAACAUCUCCAAUAAAGACUCCUGUUGAAAUGAACAGAAGACAUUCUUUGCCGUUUGAAAUGGACUGUAGUCUCUCACCAAUAGGUAGAAAGUCGUCGCCAAAAGGAUCAAGGUCAGCAUGUAGAUUGGAUUUUUCAAGUAAAAUGAGCCUCGAUGCCAGUUUGGUUGUACCAGAUAUAUUUAACAAUCGGUCAAAUACGAGUGAAUUACUGGAUUUUUCUCAACACAUUCAACCACAGUUAGAGCUGAGUGAUUCAUCUGUGAAUUGGGAUAUGGAAUGUCGACAAGUAUCAUUCGAGUCUCCGAAUGGUAGUUCAGAUUCCAGUAAGAUGGAUAUGUCGAAUUCAAAUACACCCCAUACAAAACUUUUUAUCGGACAGAGAAAAAGACUUAGCGAUAGUUUUAAAAAUGAACAAGUCGAUUUUGUUAAAGAAAAGACUACAACAGAUGUUAAGCAGGGGAGAAAAUUAUUUGAAAAUGAGCUAACUGAUACUGGGUAUCAUACGGAAAGUAUAAAUUUGUACGAGGAGUCUAAAGUAGAAAUGCAAAUGUUCGCAUCCACUCCAACUAAAAUAAGAAAUUAGUCAGUUAUCAAAAUUAGUUUAUGCAAUUUUAUUUUUUUUAGAGCAUUUGAACAAUUUAUUCGCUUUUAUUUGUAAUUAUGUAGUACAGAUUAUACUUGUGUGUGUGUGUUUUCAGAAUAUCUCUCAAAAGGGUUAAAUGUAGACCUCUGGGAUAAAAAUUUAACCCGUAUAUACAAAAAUGGGUUCACCAAAAUACUGAUGAUGAUAAAAAUCAUCUUGAAACGUGAUUUGGAGUCAUGAUAUUUAUAAAAUUAGAAAAAUUAAUUUUAUGGACAAUAUUUUUUGAAAAACUUUGUAGAAAAUGAGUCUUUGAAUAUAAAUUAUAGGUGAAUUUCUAAAUUUUACGUUAGAAGUGAAUUUGUUAAGGUUUUUUAGAAUAAAUUCCUAGAUAGAGGUGAAAAAAAUUGAGAGUAUUUUUUUAUGAAUUUUGGUAAAAUGGUGAAAAUUAGAAGUAAAAAAUUCAAAUCAAACUUGUAUAUCUUUUUAUUUUAAACAAAAAAGGUCCUAUGAAGUUUUUAGAUAUUACUAAUUUUUAAAAAGUGACAAAUUUCAUUUAAUUUUCAACCACUUUUCUCAAUUAUAAAUAUUUUUCACUAUUUUCUAUAUUAUAAAAUUAAAUCCUUGGAAAUUAAAAGAAAAAUGAAAAUAAUUGAAAGAAAUCUAUAGAAUUAAAAAUUUUAUUUUAUACUUAUAAUUUAGCAAGUUAUGAUUCUUCAAAGCUGUAAGUAUCAUCCCUUAGACGUUAGCCACCCUAAUUUUGUAAAUAAUAUUGAAAAACUUUAAAUACCAUUUUUGUGUAAAAUAAAAAGAUCUACAACUUUGAUUUGAAUUUUUUGCUUCUAACUUAUACAGUUUCUCCAAAAUUUAGAAAAAAUAUUUUUUUAUCAUUCUAUGUAAAGGAUAAUUCUAACAAACCCCUCCAAAUCUGUCAAGUAUACUUAAAAGUAAAUUAUUUUGAAAAUUCAUUAAUUUAACCAGAAUUUUCAUUCAAGGGCAUAUUUUCUUGGGCUUAACAUAAUUUUAGAUAUAAUUGAGUUCAAUAAUUUUUUUAUCCUUGGGGGAUACAAUAAAGCCAUAUUUCAACCUUUUAGGGAUAUUUGUAUAUGUUUUUAACUUUGCUGUACUGUUCGGAUCAAUACGACUUAAAAUCAAUUUUCAUUGCUAUUUUUUGAUAGUAUCCCGUGAUUUUUCUUAAUUAACGUAUUUUUUUAUAAGAAAAGCUCAACAGGGAUGUACCACAAAAAAAAUAUGUGACCGUUUACUUUAGAAACAACAGUAGGUCUAAUUGACGUAAAAAUAACAAAUGAACAAAAAAGAAGAAUAAAUUAAUAAAAAAAAGAAGAAUACUUUUAAAAUAUAUAUACAGUUCAUUAAUCUUUCAAGAAUGCAUAAGCUCCGUACUAAAGGAAGUUUAAGGAUUAGUACAAAAAGGAUUUAGUGCAAUAUUGGAAGAAAAUGUAAUAAAAAUAGCUAGAUACUAGUUUUGAUCAACGAAUAAAUGAUAACAAAAUAAAAAUUACGUACAAUUUUUAUGAACAAUAUUUAAAAUAAUUAUAUUUUUUAUCUUAUAUGAAAUAUUUCGGUAAAAUCAUGGAUUAUGUGUAACGAGGGACGUUUUAACAAUCACUUUUAUUGAAAUAUAAACGUUUUCGCUUCGAAACUUAUAAACUAACUUUAUAUGUGGGUAAGUAAUUUUUCUUAAGGGAAUGAAUAUUUUAAGGUAAAAAUACGGUUAUUACAGAAAAAACCGUUACAUAUAGGUAUAUAAAUUUUCCUAGGUUGUACUGAAGUCACGAGCAUUCCGGAAGCUUUGCAACCGUGUAUCAGAACAGAACAUCGGGGUUAAAAUAUUUGUAAUUUUAGUUUUUAAUAAUGAAUUUAAUCUACUGGAUUUAAAUUUAAAUCUUCUAGGCCUCAAUUACCAUUCUAUUUAUAUUUAUAUUAUUGAUAUUAGAAUAAUUCAAAUAUAACGAUCGUAAUAGUGCCAUAAUACGUUUUACACGUAUAUGGCACAUAUGUAGCCACUUGAUCAUACUACCCUUCAAUGUCAUCAGAAUCCACUUCAAUCGGUUUAGUUUUUAUUUUUUCCCCUCUUUGAGGAUAGUAGUGCAUUUUUUCUUAUUCGAUUUAUUAUGACUAAAAAUCGCAUUAAAUUACUAGAUAUCCUUUUUCUUUUUGUUGUCUUCUCUGCUGAUAGUUUUUGUUUGUUAUUUUAGUUUUGGAUGCCUGAAAUCCGUCAGCUGGAUGUUGAAGUCUUGACUAUUUUAGGUUCAGGUACACAAUCCCAUUCUGACUACUCCUCAAUAUCAUCAGAAUCUACUUCAAUGGGUAUAAUGUUUAUUUUUUCCUUCUUUUUAAAUGUAGUAGUGCAUUUUAUUCUAUUAUGACUAAAAAUUACUUUAAAUUAUUCAAUAUUAUCUUCCUUUUUGUUGUUUUUGCAACUGAUGUCGGAGUGAGUUCUAAGCGUUUAGGUUUAUACAUAAACCAUGUAACUUAUUUUUUUAGUCAUAAAAAAGGAUCAAUUGAUGCAUCUUUCUUUUAUGUAUUGCUAAAUUUGAAAUCUGUUGGAUUACAAACUUAUUUUCUUUGAUUAUUAUGUUUUCCUUACAUAGGAUAUAAACUACAUGUUAUUUUUCCCAUUGUAAGUCUAUCCCAUUUAUCUAUCUACUCAAUCCAUUGUCUUAAUUUUUUUUCUUCCACUUACCUUCUUUCUAAUUAUUAUUUUUCAUUUAAUUUAUAAUUUCUUCUAUUUAGAUUCUAUGUAGAUUCAUUUAUGUUGAACUAUUUGUUUCUAUUUAUAUUGUGUCAAAAGCUACCCUCAGGUUUAUAGACCAGCUCAAAAUUUAUUUUUCAUUUUAACGGCACAAAAAAAUUAAACAUUUCAUAUAGUUUUUUGUGUUUUUAAUCUUCUCUAGAAGUGACAUUUUUUGUUACCUAGUAUCAAUAUAUUAACAAAUAUACAGAGUGGCCAGAUAAGAAUUUAUAUUUUAAUACUAGAAAUAUUUAUACUAAACAAAAGUAAAAUUUCUCAAAUUUUCGAGAUAGAGGUUUAAACGACAUGUAAAACUGAAGACUUGAGUAAUUGUUGAAAAAAUUAACUUUUUAUAACAAAUCGAGUAAUACUUUCGUUCAAUACUUUUCGAAGUAUAUAUUACAUGAUACAAAGGUUCCAUUUUACAGCAUGUUACAUUCUUUUCUGGUUAGAAAUUUUAUUAUUUCGAGUUUUUGUUAUAAAAAUUUGUUUUUUUUUUGUAGAAAAAGACAAGUUGAUCUUGCUAUGAAGUUAAUAUAAAACAAUUUCAUAUGAAUGAAAGUACUUUGUGCUUUGAGAAAAAAAUUAUUUAUGUCUACAUAAGACUAUUAGUUUUUCAACUAAAUUGAAAAUUGACGACAAGACUGACGAUUUCUGACAGAAAUCAACUAAACUAUGUAGUUAGCUACAGUGGUUUUUGGUUUAUUUUUCGAAUUAUUUGAUAUUUAUCCACUGCCAAAAUAGUGUAAUUUUUUUUAUAUAUAGUAAUUACUAAAUAAUAACUUUUUUUGUUGUCUUAAUAUGCUCAUUGAACUGAUUUUGUAACUUUUAUAUACGACGUAUAUUAUUUAAUAUGUGCAAUUUACAAUAAAAUAUUUAUGUUACUA